UCCGGAAGCGAAACCCUGAGUAAUCGGAAGUGAUUAAGAGUGGGAGAGCUGCUUGACGUCGGGAGAACCUGGGCGAGUCGGCUUCGGAAUGGAAGAGAAGUGUGCGAAGUAACCCGGCGACACAGAGCCGAAGAGCCUGUAAACUGAAGCCCCCUGAAAUAGGGAGAAUAAGAAUCCUAGAGGUUUUUCAGUAGAAGUCUUGGAGUGCAUUUUCAUUGGUUAAGGGGAAAAAAUGGCUACUCUUAAAAGUUUAGAAACCAAAGUCACCUUCACUUCAACCCCAAUUAGAGGAGCAGGAGAUGGUAUGGAAACUGAGGAACCACCUAAGUCUGUUGAAGUCACUUCUGAAGCCCAAACCAUAAAGCAUCAUAUCCUUCAGAGUCCACGGAAGAAAGCAGUUCCAUCAGAGAGCCCAGGAGUUCUUCAGCUAGGGAAGAUUCUCACUCAAAAAGCAAUAGAAAUUGAAGCUGUAAGAAUAUUAGUUCCCAAAGCUGCUAUAACUCAUGAUAUCCCAAACAAAAAUGCAAAGGUUAAGUCUCUAGGACAUCCUAAAGGAGAAUUCCUUUGUCAAUCAGAAGGAGUUAUAGAAUCUAGAAAGGAACUCUCAGAGGUAAAGAAUAUAAUAGAAAAACUCAGGAACUCUGAAAGGAAGUUACUACAGGACAAAGAAGGUCUUUCAAACCAGCUCCGAGUACAGACAGAGGUAAAUCGUGAGUUAAAGAAGUUGCUGGUGGCUUCUGUUGGGGGUGAUCUUCAGUAUCACUUUGAACGUCUAGCCCGUGAGAAAAAUCAGCUUAUUUUAGAAAAUGAAGCCCUAGGUCAAAACACAGCUCAGCUUUCUGAACAGUUAGAACGUAUGUCAAUACAGUGUGAUGUAUGGCGAAGUAAAUUCCUUGCAAGCAGGGUAAUGGCAGAUGAGUUAACCAACUCCAGAGCAGUUUUACAGCGUCAAAACCGUGAUGCACACAGUGCUAUACAAGAUCUUCUGAGUGAACGGGAACAGUUUCGUCAUGAAAUGAUAGCUACCCAGAAAUUAUUGGAAGAGCUCUUAGUCUCCUUGCAGUGGGGAAGAGAGCAAACUUACUCCCCUCGUGUACAACCCCACAGCACAGCAGAACUAGCCUUAACAAAUCACAAGCUGGCAAAAGCAGUAAAUUCUCAUCUUCUGGGAAAUGUUGGCAUUAGCAGUCAGAAGAAGUCUUCAUCAACAGUUGAAUUCUGCAGCACCCCAGCUGAGAAAAUGGCUGAAACAGUAAAGUCCUACGCAUUUUGGAUCCAGUUACCCGUACAGAAAGCUCACCUGAUAAUCCAUUUUCUGAGUCUUCACCAACCACCUUACUUGCUACAAAGAAAAAUAUUGGACGAUUUCAUCCCUAUACUACAUAUGAAAAUAUAACUUUCAAUUGCUGCAAUCACUGCAAAGGAGAACUUACUGUUCUUUAACAUUCAGUAUGUUGGAGGCAUGCUGUAGGCACUUGCUUAUUACCUAAGAAUCAUUAUUAUUUAGGAGUUUGGGGUUCUUUUAAUGCUAAAACUAAUAUGGCUUCUUAUUUACAUAUUGUAUAUCCCCAAGGAUAUUUCAUGUACUGGACUCCAUAUUACCCUUUCUUAAUAAAUAUCUCAUGGUAAGAAAAGAAUAAAAUUGUAUAGCUACAUUUAAAAUAGAGAAUACUUUUCAGGCUAUAAUAUACAAUGCUUUUCCUAAAAGACUGUAAAAAGAUUCCAUAAUUUUUUUUAGGCCCUAAAUUAGUAUUUAUCUUACUGGAUAUUUUAUACAAACAGAUUUCAUUUUGGUGCACUAAAGCAAGGAUAGGCAAACUACAAACAUGUAUCAAAUGGGACCAUACCAAUUCAUUUACAGUUAUCUAACCUGUUUCUGCACUAUAACAGCAGAGUUGAAUAGAUGCAGCAGAGCUUGUAAAGACUGAAGUAUUAACUAUUGGCCCUUUACAGAAAGCAUUUUCUGAUUCUUACUCUAAAGUAAUAAUAGCCGAGGGUUCCUUUCCCUUUAUCAUAAUUCUUUGGGCUACAGAAGAGGCUUACAGAAAUAAUAUGGGUGAAAGGACUAAUCUUUUAAAAAUAAAUGCUAUAUGUUAGGAAAACUAAAAAUGUUUUAGAGCCAAAAUAACAAAUACUUCAGCAAACAUUAUGUUUGUUUUAUGCAGAGGAUUUCAUAUUCUAAAUGGACUCAAUCUCUGACAUAUAUAAAAGAAGCAAAAUCUUAAUUAUUGACUCAUUUUGGCAAAUGCAGCACACAACAGGAAUAUACAACUUGAUAUUUAUAAAAUAUUACGGAGAAGGUAGAAUCUUUCUAGAACAUUGUAUAAACUCAAAAAAUGCAAUCUAUCAGUUAAUAUAUAUUAUGUAAUAUAUAUUAUUGUGUAUUUGUGCUGAAACCAUCAUAAAAUACCCCUUUAUUGGCCUUUAAAAUAUUUUAAAAAUAUUUAUGCCAAAUUAUACAAAUUAGUUGCAGAAGUGCCUAUCAGUAGAGAAGUCUUCAAAAGACAAAUCUGGUCAAAUAAUAAGAUUGCGAUGUCAACUUAAUGAUUUUUUUGUCUGACUCAUCAGUAAUGUUUGUAGUUUCAAGUGGCAAUAAAUUUCUCUACCUUCUUUA
This is a messenger RNA of Cynocephalus volans (Philippine flying lemur), 2614 nucleotides long. It is a transcript of the gene BLZF1, whose product is annotated as basic leucine zipper nuclear factor 1. Gene Ontology annotation, biological process: Golgi organization; Golgi to plasma membrane protein transport. NCBI's taxonomy places the organism in Eukaryota, Metazoa, Chordata, Mammalia, Dermoptera, Cynocephalidae. The transcript has 7 exons. The record is from RefSeq and is a predicted model, not a curated record. Bases 233 to 1396 code for a protein of 387 amino acids. Gene Ontology annotation, cellular component: Golgi membrane.